Prunus dulcis (almond) is the source of this 849-nucleotide messenger RNA. Its product is annotated as pathogen-related protein-like. The transcript has 4 exons. Lineage: Eukaryota; Viridiplantae; Streptophyta; Magnoliopsida; Rosales; Rosaceae. Bases 1 to 714 code for a protein of 237 amino acids. The record is from RefSeq and is a predicted model, not a curated record.
AUGGGAUCUUCAGAUGUUGAGGGAGACAAGUACCGUUCUUAUUUGAGUGGAGAAGGAGAAAAGAACACAACGUGGAGGUUUGGUGCCCCUCCUAGCUAUGAUGUUGUUAACAAGCUCUUUGAAGAAGGCAGAACCAAGAUUUGGCCACCCGGGUCACUAGGAGAAGAGGUGCAGAACCUUGUGAAGACAUGGGAGAUGGCGGUUUUCCAUAAGGCCAACCUGGAUGAUUUCAAGACACUUGAUCCCAACAAUCACACUUUCAGCCUAAAUGGAAGGAAAGGCAUAACUCUGGAAGAAAUGGGCAAACUUGGAGGGGGCUACAACCCCUUGCUUCAGACCUCACUGCCUGAGAAUCUGAGGGGAUAUAAUCCAGAGAAGGAGACAUCAGAGUCAUCCCAUAAGGCUUUCACAACAACAUUCCCUCGUGGGUUUGCCUUGGAGAUCCUUCAAGUCUAUUCUGGGCCGCCAGAGAUUGUGUACAAAUUCAGGCACUGGGGCUAUAUGGAGGGCCCUUUCAAGGGCCAUGCCCCAACUGGAGAAUUGGUUGAAGUCUAUGGAAUGUCCAUUUUUACGGUGGAUGAGCACAACAAAAUUGUGAAGAUCGAGUUCUUUUAUGACCCUGGACAACUACUUGGAGGUCUUUUGAAGGGUGAAAAAUUGGGUAUUUCUUCCGAAGGGACAACCUCAAGCUGCCCUGUCCUGAGGACAGGGUAAAUCUCCAAGUGUUCUAUAAAACUUAAUUGCAUUGGUAGCUAGCUAGCACCAAUAAUUUAUGCCCAUAUAGGCAUACACAGGCUAGCUAGCUACUUGUAUGUUUACGUUUCUGUCUAUCAAUGCUGAGAGUGUAAU